This is a messenger RNA of Stylophora pistillata, 1083 nucleotides long. RefSeq names its product cilia- and flagella-associated protein 418. NCBI's taxonomy places the organism in Eukaryota, Metazoa, Cnidaria, Anthozoa, Scleractinia, Pocilloporidae. Gene Ontology annotation, cellular component: cytosol. The record is from RefSeq and is a predicted model, not a curated record.
UCUCCCCAGUGCCUCGCCGAGAUGACCCAGGCUCCAUUUAUGAGGAAAAAAAUUUUGUCGUUGGGUUGAAAGUUUUCGUUUUAAUAUUAAGGGUUUUUGUUUUGAAUAUUUUACCAUGGCAGACGAUAUCGAUGAUUUAUUAGACGAAUGUGAGACGAAGUUUUUCGAAAGUGGAAAAAAACCUAAACAGAAAACUACAACCAAACACAACUCCAGCUUGAGCUCAGGAACUGAAAAGACAUCAAGGAAAGAAGAUAGAAAACCGAAAAGUUCACAAAUUAAAAAUGCCGAUCGAGAUGAACUACAUGAUAUGAUCAGAGAAUGUAUGGAUGAUGGACCAGAAAUACCUGAAUUAAGGGAACAGCCUGCAAAAUCUUUGUACAACUCAAACACAACAGAUUUGAGUUCAUCGCGAAAGCGCUGUGUGAAAGUUUUACUUGGGGGCUCUAAAUUUUCAAAAGGACUCUGCACUGGAUCAGAAGAGAGAGUGUGUGAUAAGCUACGAUGUACAUCAUGUGAUUUCAAUGUGGUUAUCCUGAAUGACUUCGAGUGGCACAAAGAUUGUGAUUAUUUAUUCUUCAGAAAUAAUAUACCAGAUUUUGACAAGCUUAAAAGCAAACUAACAAGGAAAAGAGGUUGCUGUGCUUAUGCCUGCCAGUGUACAUGGAAAUCAGUUGUGCAACUGACAGAGCUCUGGUCUGGUGAUCCACAGCUGAAAUGGGUUUGUGGAAAACACAGUUGACAUGUUUAUCAAGUGAUUAUGUGAACAGAGUUUUCUAGAGACCUAUUUAAUACUGUUACUGUCAACUGUAUAAUACCAGUUACUGGAUUUUUGUAAAUAGGUGUACAGUAUGAAAAUGAAAAAGUUGGAUUUGCAGCUGUUAUGUAAAAAUUUGCGGUGUUAUUAGGGUGUACAGAUAGAUAGGUUGGAAAAUGCAUGUCAACCUUGUCUGUGAAUUUUUACAAAUUUUAGGUUGUGUGGCUGUUGAUUUCAAAGCAAAGCACACCACUUAUAAUACACUGAGUUGAAAUAAAGCAGAAAUUUAAUGGUAACAGUAAUCAUUAAAACAUUUAGAACAGGAA